Neohortaea acidophila is the source of this 2859-nucleotide messenger RNA. Its product is annotated as Frag1/DRAM/Sfk1 family-domain-containing protein. Lineage: Eukaryota; Fungi; Ascomycota; Dothideomycetes; Mycosphaerellales; Teratosphaeriaceae. Gene Ontology annotation, molecular function: catalytic activity. Gene Ontology annotation, biological process: fungal-type cell wall organization; GPI anchor biosynthetic process. The coding region runs from base 1 to 2859 and encodes 952 amino acids. The record is from RefSeq and is a predicted model, not a curated record. Gene Ontology annotation, cellular component: endoplasmic reticulum. The transcript has 6 exons.
AUGCCUCCCAAACACCGCGAUGGCGACGUCAUCGCUGUGAUCCCCGGGCACUACAUCUCCUGGGCGCAUACCAUUGCCGCAUAUGCCGCCUUCCUCGGAGCUCUGAUAGUGGGCAUGUGGUUGCAUUACCACAAGAUCGUUCAAAACGAACACUAUGGCUAUCCCGUCGAAUGGUUCCCGUCGGUCAGCGCAACAAUAGGAGACCGCUAUCCCGAACGCUCCGUCUUCCAGAUCUUCAUCGCCAUGUGCUCCGGCCCGCGGUUCGCAUUGGUCUUCUUGUACUACUGCCUUGCCAAACGACCUGGUAGCAGUCUGCCAGCGUUCAUCCUGGGUGUGGGCAUCUUCCGAACAUUGACAUGUGGUGGAUGGACCUACGUGACCAGCACCGACGACCACGACUGGCAUGACAUUUUCAUGAUCAGCUAUCUCGUCGCUACCCUUCCUUGGACCGUGGGCUGUCUCAUGCUGAGCCCUCCCAAUCCUACCGCCAUCCAAUACCGAAAGUAUCUCGCCACUGCUUUCUUCGCAACCCUCGUUCCUUUGAUCUACUUCUUCAUCCAGCACAAGGUCCAUCGUGUGCCUGGAGCUUACACAAUCUAUGCCUUCUUCGAGUGGGCCCUCGUCCUCCUCGAUGUCGCCUUCGAUGCAGUCACCGCGUUGGACUUCAGCAGCUUCGAGCUGGUCGUGAAAGAUGUCAAGGGUCUGAGCAGAGGAGACAAAUCCCGAGUCGCAGAUCGUGUUCUCGAGAAGGAGCGGAACAAGCAGAUUGGCCGCGUAUUCGACGCCAAAUUCUCCUCAUCGGAAAUGAUUGAUGCCGUUGCCGAUGUCUAUCUGGGCUUCACAUUUUGGAGUGUCCUUACUGGCCUCGGAGUGGUCGUCUGGUACUUUCCCCUCUGGCACAUGGGCAUCUCUGGUUAUGAAGUGGCCGUCAUGUCUACAAUCUCACCCAUUCUCCUCGAAAUCGGCCCCGUGCGACGACUAGUCUUCGGCAACAUCCCACUCAUUCAAGCCACCACGAUCGUUGGUCUCCUUGCAUAUCUGUUCAAAUCCCCGGAAAGUCGACUUGGUGCCGUGAGUCUUGCAGUAUGGCAAGGCUGCCUGGCAUGGGCGGCUACGUGGUACACCGCGCGUGGCAAUCCGGCCAAACUCGAAGCCAGGACAACAGCAUGGUUACUGGGACUGAUUGCGAGCAGCAUUGCCAAGUUCGCGUUCCAAACCAACAACCCUCUCUGGGCUGUCGUGAAUGAGACCAACGGUGGAUGGAACAAGACGGGUACUGCGCUCUUCGUGUUGGCACUUGCUCGAGUCUGGCAACGGAGCACGACUGGCAGCGGUACCGCUCAACCAUCAGAAAAAGCCAAGGGACCAUCGCUUCUCGCUGGACUCGGCCUUGGUGGCGCCUUCUUCGGCCUUCACUCAUUGUUUUCCGACUCGAGCACCAUGAUCUUGUGGGUCUGGGAAGGCUACCCAGUCCGAGGGCCGAUUGCCGUGCCACAUGGUGCCGUGACGAUCCUGGUCAUGGGUCUCGGACUGCUCUUUGGUCUAUUCUAUCCCAACGUAGCCCGUAGCUGGACUGCUUACGGCGUUGGUUCAGUUGGAGCAGCCGUGCUCACCGGCUUCUCGCACUGGUUCGGAUACUACGGCGGACUGGCAUUGUGCUUCUACUUGAUGGCCGUCACGCCAGCCCUGAUUUCCAACGCGGUCCGCUUUGCCCCUGGUCGCACCUUCUUCUUCGGCUUCUUCUUCUACAACUUCAUGGUUCUCUUCCAUGUUUGGGUCGUCGCAUACGCCUUUGUACCCGGGGGACCGCUUGUUCGAGAGCGUACUGAUUGGGUGAUGGCGACCACCAUGCUGAUGAUUGGCGCCGGCAUCUUCUCUUCCAUCCAGAACAGCGGCAGCCCGGCCAAGCAAAAAUCUGCACAGCCGCCUUUCAACCCCGCCGCGAGGAAGCAGAGGAGCUACUACAUUUACAUCCUGCUCUUCCUGCAGCUUCUAAGCGCCAGCGUGGCCUACCUGCGCUUCCCAUCUUACGAUUACCAGCCGUAUCACAAAAACAGCAAAUCCAUCACGGCAGGCGUCUGGACCAUCCACUUCAGCAUCGACAACGACAUGUGGAGUUCCGAGCGGCGCAUCGAGCAGCUCAUCCGCGAGACCGAGCUGGACGUCGUUGGCCUGAUCGAGUCGGAUCUGCAGCGCAUCAUCAUGGGCAACCGCGACACGACGCAGUACCUGGCCGAGGAGCUGGGCAUGUGGGUGGACUACGGCCCCGGCCCGAACAAGCACACCUGGGGCUGCGCGCUGCUCUCCAAAUUCCCCAUCGUCAACUCGACGCAUCACCUCCUCCCCAGCCCGGUCGGCGAGCUGGCGCCAGCCAUCCACGCCACCAUCGAUGCAUACGGCGAGCUCAUCGACGUUCUGGUUUUCCACUCUGGCCAAGAAGAGGAUCCGGAAGAUCGCCGCCAGCAGUCGGAGUACCUUGCCGAUUUGAUGCGCAGCUCCCCGCGCCCAACCAUCUUGCUCUCGUACCUGGUCAUCAAGCCCGGAGAGGGCAAUUACAAUACGUACGUAGGUGAGAGGAGCGGAAUGAAGGACAUUGAUCCCAGCGAUUGGGACCGGUGGUGUGAGUACAUCUUGUACAAGGGCCUGAAGAGGACGGGAUACGCGAGAGUGAGCAGGGGCUCCAUCACCGACACCGAACUACAGAUUGGGAAGUUUGUCGUUGGCCAGCCGGAAGGCGGGAACGAGAUGAUUUCCGAGGAGUCGGUGCAUCCUGAUCUGCGCUUCCCGGCGCUGUUCCGGGGGCAAGGGGUAAGGGAUCACUACUACCAUGUGUUCAACGAGCCUCGAUACUUUGCAUAG